Molecule: messenger RNA, 624 nt
Organism: Aspergillus puulaauensis
Lineage: Eukaryota; Fungi; Ascomycota; Eurotiomycetes; Eurotiales; Aspergillaceae
Product: ATP/GTP-binding protein
Exons: 1
Coding region: 1-624 (207 amino acids)
Source: RefSeq, a predicted model, not a curated record
AUGUCCCGACCAACCUCUGUGUAUAUUGUCGGCGCCCAAUGUACUGGCAAAACAACCCUGUCCCAUGCAUUACAGGUCGCCCUCUCACGCAAGUAUCCGUCUCUGCAUCUCCGCUCCAUCACAGAAGUGGCACGAAAGGUUCUGCAAGAACACCAGUUCACUCGCGACGACAUUACAGAUAGCCCAGAACGAGCCCUCGAGCUACAGCAAUUAAUCCUCACGGCCCAGUGCAAGGAGGAGAGCAAGGAUCCCUUUGACCCUGUUCUAUGUGACCGGUCUGGAAUUGAUCCCAUCGUCUACGCGGUUAAAUAUGGACCGCCGCAAGCGCAGGAAAUGCUCGAGAGCUCAUACUACUGGAAGUACCUCCGAGACCGAAUGCGAAAGGCGCUGGUGGUUCUUUGUCCGCCGCAGGAGGAAUGGCUGGUCGACGAUGGAACACGACUGAUGGCCAGGGCGACGGCAGAGUGGGAGGAUAUGCAUCGUACUUUCGUGCAGGUUCUCGAGACAAAUGGUAUCGCGUUCCAGACCAUCCCAAGGGAGUUGCAGGACUUGGAAGACCGCGUGGAUGUUGUCAUGCGCCUCUGGGACAGCCUUGCUUGCGGGGCACGCUCUAUUUGUACCUAG